AUGUGGUCAGGCAUUCCUGCUCUACUAGGGCAAGCCCUCGCCAGCUUACCCGGAUUACCGAUCGCAGGCGCUUGGAGCAUUUCCGCUGCCCUUCAACGCCGUCUACUCUCCUACUUGGUACGGCGAACGCUUGGUCACCUCCUUAAGCCUGGUUCCUUGGAUGGCGCGCAGAUUGAUGCUGGUAUCGGGUCCGGAAAGUUAGAGAUAGCUCACCUUGAGCUGGACAAGCAUGUGAGUCAUUCCCCAUGCGUAGGCACAGCGGAGGAGACGGCGAAGCACGCGCUGACCUUGAAUUAGGUCCCGACUUCAGGCUGUGAACGAGCUGCUUGGGCCGCUGCCAGUGCGUCUGGCGUCUGCCACUUUGGGGCUCGUGGCGCUUCAGCUUCCGGCUCUGAGCAAUUUGUGGGCCGGCGAGGUGUUGCUCAAGGUAGCAGAUGUAAAUCUCCAGCUGGAUCUUUGCCCGAAGCAAGAGGCAUAUGGGCCAGCUUCUGCCUCUUCACUCUCAGAGAACGGCCAUUCAGAACUGGAUGCGAAGGGUCUUGAAGCCUCGAUAUUGAGCGCUGCAGAAUCGAUGCUGUCGGUCGAUCCCGAAGGAGAGCAGCUGCAGCGUGACCUGGCAAACUCCGUUUUGGAGGACAGUGCCGGUCCAUCAACUCCGGAGCCUGCAGUGUCUGCCGUCGCCGGCUCGAUGUCCUCCUCGAUGGUAGAAAAUCUACUAUCGCGACUCAAGGUACAAGUCGCUUCCGUGCGCAUAGGGGUCCAAAAUCAACCUGAGGGGAAGGACGAGCUCAACGAGCGGAUAUGCCUUGAAGCACGCGUAGACGCAAUUGCCUUCAGCUCUAGUGCUGGUCCUCUGAGGGCAGCGGGCACCAACCUGGAGGAUCCGAUGACAUUUGUCCAAGACCUGAGCCGAUCUGCAGCGUUCGAGGGAGUUUCCAUCUGGCUGGAUGCUGAAUCAACCUCAAGCAAUUCUGCAAGAAAACCAUCCCCGCGCAACAGCUCCGCCUCAUCGGACUCUUCGAACGACGCACGCUCCGAAGGCGGCUUCAUGGAGAUGAGUCAGGCAACGCACGAUGUUAGGCACGGCAUGGGGUUAUCGACCGCAAGUGUUGGCGCUAGCAUGUACGCAAGCGCUCACGAGCAGCACGAAGUCUCCGUAGAUGAAGCGCGCUCUGCAUCGCCAAUGGGAACCUCCUCUGCAUCAAGCCGGUUGAAGAGGACCAGACCGUUGUCCGUGGAGCUUCCUGGCCCACAAAUGAUCAUUAAGCUCGACGAUCCGCACAUCGCGGCAGAAUUUGUGUCUCCCAGAUGCGCACAGAUCGACCGAGCUACGGCUGCGAGGGCUGGACUGCUUUCGCCAUCAGAACACGACACCGGCGUUCUUGGAAACAUGGAGCGCCUUGGUAGUCAGUCAUCUUUGCUCAGCUUGCGUUUCGGCACACUAGCCGCAUACACGAGCCCCCUGCAGCUUGCCUCUCUGUUGGUCCUGUGCAGCCAGAUGAGGACUGCCUUCGCUGCUACAUCCCAAGCACAGCAGCGGCCGCCGACUAAGCCAUCGAACAGUCAAGGGCUUCAAGUGUCUGUAAAAGUGCCGCACGUGCAGUGGAUUUGCGCUUACGAGUCUCCAGAUGGGUUGGGCGCUGCAGAUCGCCAAGAGUUUGCCUCGACGCUAGACAGCUAUUGGCAGAGACCUAACCGCGCACACCCGUUCAUUGGGCAUGUCCGACUUCACGUGUCCGACGUUGCCGUUUCUCUCGCCCCCAACACUGACGAGGCGGAGAUUGCUGCUGGGGACUUGAUGGCAAGCGAGCAUCUUUCCCCAUCUUUAUGGAGGGCUGCGCAAAGUCGGGGACACAGCCCUGCUUGUAUCGUUCCUUUAUUGCUGGUAGACCUUGCCCUUCAGCACCAAUAUGAGGUGCCCUCAGGCAGCUCAGGCAGCACAGCAGGAGGAGACGUUUCUGAGUCUGCGCCAAGCACGAUGAGGCACAACCUCUCGAUUGACACGCUCGAUUGGCGCAGCUCAGAAAGUCGUCAUGAAGAGCCGAAACAUCGCAAUCCAUUCUGGCGCACGAGCUGGGGCGACCGAGCUUGGAAGUUGCGACCUGGUCGACGGAACACGCAGAGUCAAGUGACAUUUGCUAACCAGAGGAUCUUAUCGGAAACUCGAUCUGCUCCUGUGCCUGCUAUACAGGCAAAGGUGUCCGGCUUAGACGUCAGGGUCACUCUCGCACCGAUUCACCUCUUUGCGGAUUUGUCACUUGCGGGUAGGCUUGGGCACCUCUUUCGCAUAGUUGCCGUACACACCCAAGCCUCGAAAGGCUCGGAUGACACUAUGCAAGAAGACCUUGGACUUAGCAUUGCUACUUUGCAGCCCCCAAGUCCCAGCAGCGACCGCAUUCCAAACGUGUCGAGCGACCAAAGGCGACCCCAUUUCGGUCUGAAUUGCCAGAUCUUUCGCGUGAGCUUACGAGUCCCAUCGGGAAACGCGGAACCGCUCGACGCUGGCAUACCGCUCCGAGCGGGUCUACUCACCUUGGAUAUCCAUGACAUCAAUGCGCAAGCACCAGCGAACCACGCAGCUAGUGAUGCUGCCUUUGCGCAAAACCAUGCACAGCCGAGGGACCAGCCGGAGCGAGAUUCGGGAAUGAGAACGGAGUAUCACGACUUGGCGCAAUGCACUAUCGGCCACCUCGUGACGUUCGUCAUGGCCCCGUCCGAGGCACAAGCCACGAUGCUCCUGAGCAUUGGCAGACUGGGCGACGACUGCGAGCGUGCUCAGGGAUCGACAAAGCCCGACAUUUCACAGCCAAUGCGAAUCAGUGUACAGCAGCCGAGUGCCUCGAAAUCUUCCGUCAUCGACGUCGUUGUACCGAGCAUCGAGGGUUACCUGACCAAACCUGUAUUUGACAGCUUGGUCCUUCUCCUGGACGAUCUGAGUCAAUGGUCCUCAAGUCUUGGCGAAAGCACUCAGUGGGACGGUCCCGACGGCUCAGGCGCAGAUGCGCUUCGGAUCUUAGGUUCCCGCUUCUUUGGCGCUGCAGUGGGCCAGUCUGGUGCUUCUGGAAGCUCUGAAUCGGGCACGACCGCAAAUCAGCCAAGAGCCCGCUCGAAAGGCUCCAAAAAGUUCGAGCUCAAAGUGGCUCAGACAUCUCUCGUCCUCAAUCUACCCGUUGAAGCAGAAACAGGAAAUGCCAGGCAGCAAGCCUUGAACGCACGCGUCUUGGAUCUCUAUCUCAGGGUAGAUCCUUCCCAUGGAGCCCUCUCGACACUCUCAAAUUUAAGGGUCUCAUCGGUGGCAGUCGACCGCUUUGACGGGUUGAGUAGAAGAGCGGUACUUACUCGCACCUUACCAGCAGAGCUCACCAAUUCGGCGACCUCCAUGAUCUCCGUCCACGUGCUAUCUCUCGCAGAGGAGGGUACUAGCUACCGAGAGUCCAAGGUAGAUGUUGUACUCCGGGAUUUUACGCUGGUCGCGUGCCCACCUACCGAUCUUGUCUUCUUGGCAGACCUUCAAAAGUUUGCGCGCUCUCCUGAGGGCGCCUUUGAGCACGUGGAGCCCAAUGAAAUGACGCGGCUUUCUGUGCGCGUGCAGGGCGCUUCCAUCCUCAUCUUGACGCGAGCUGCGCUCUCUGAGCGGCCUGAGGCGGUGGAGAUCUCCAAGACAACAUCAGCUCAUCAAGUGCCUGCAGAAGCAGCGCUCGUCCUCGGUGAUGUCGUGGUCAAGACGAAGCUUUCGCCCUACGCUCCUCGGACCAACGUCAAGUAUGCCCUCUGCGACGUCAGAGCUUUGAUCACUGAAAAAAGCCUUGAGCGCCCCGGAGGAAACCAAAGACCUCGGACCCCGACCGAGCAUUGGCGCUCGCGAGGUUUUGCCAGCUUGGCCAACCUACGUGAGCUGCGUGGGUCGGUCACACUCAGCUCUCUCACUAGACCUGAGGUUGACGUGAGGUCCGGAGUCGCGCGCUUGGACGUCACAAUGUGCGCAGACACGCUCAGUAUUGUGACAUGCCUGGUCGAAGCGCUGCACAUUGCGUCUACUGAGCCAGUCAACAAAGAAACAUCACCAGUUCGUCACGAAGGUCAGAUUCUACGUGAGAUGGCGCGCCCAUCCGGCUCAGCCACACCCGGAAGCGCUGGAUCCGAUAGCAACGACUCGCAGGAUCUACUUGCAAGCCUCGAUCAGGACGCUUUUCUGCGGCGGGAGCAAGGGCCUUUUGUCGACUCUGCUGCAGAUCUCGUGGAUGAUGAUGUGCCGCGAAACGCUGGUUUCUUGGGCGUUCGUGCGCGCUCACCAGAAUAUGUCGCUACCGCCUUGCAAGACGACGACGACUUGCUGAGCGAGGCGUCUCUCGAGACUGUUGAGAAGGUAGUAUCUCCGACAUCGGGCGAUACCUCAAUACUCUUCCAGAACGAAGCUGUCACUGCACGUGCACUCGAUGCUCGAGGUAUCAGACCCGUGCUUGAUUAUUUCAACGACCCGAACCUGAGCCCUAAACAAGGCAUGCCACUCUUGUGAGUCACGCCGAUGUGCUCAAGACGCUUCUCAAUGUCUUGUAUUGUGUGACCUUGAAAGCAUGCUAACGCACGUCCCUCACGUGUACAGAGCUUUUGCAAGCUCCGUGCGCGUCCGCGUCGACGAUUGCGACGUAAGCUUGCGUCUCUUCUCUGGAUACGAUCGACCGUCGAGCGAGGCAGCCAUCGAAGCAGAAGUCAGACGCGUUCGCAAGCGACUACAAAAGAUCAAGCAGAUGCUCGAUGAAGGCCAGACUCCUGACGAUAGUGUUGAGGAUGCAGCUGGAAGCUUGUUCGAUUCGAUCUUGCUAGCACCUUCCGCGCCGCUGCAUGAGCUUGAUGCUGACGCCGCCAUUCAGACACUGGACGACCAAGUCGACGAUCGUCUUGAGACGUCUUUCGACACGAGUGCUUGGGAAGCUUUCCCAGCUGCCAAGGGAGCUGAUGGCGCUAAAUCUGGCAACAGCGCGAAACCGCGCGGCAAGUUGAAGCGUUCUCGUCAUUCCAUGAUCGACAUUGAGGUGCGGGGCAUUGAGGCUGAAUAUGAUGCGUAUGGGCAUCGAUCCCCUUUGGCAUCUCGCCUUGCCGUCAAUGCACGCAUGCUGCAAAUCUUGGAUAACAUCAAGACCUCUACUUGGAACACCUUUCUCACUAAGAUGCAGAUCAAGACUGAGGCGCAUCGAGAGCACGCAGACUCCCGUAUGCUCCGAUUGGAAGUGCGCAAUGUAAGGUCCCUGGAAGGCGGCUUCAAAGCGCCAGAACAAGAAGCGCCAAGGUCCACCAAGGAAGAGGCUAGGGUGCGAGCGAAGCUUGCUCCCCUGAGAUUACACGUGGACCAAGACGCUCUAGAUUUCUUCAAAAAGUUUUUCGCCUGGAAACCGAUUGAAGCUGGGGCAGCUCCUGCUAAUGAAUCGACUGCGUCAAGCGAGCCCUUUAUUCGUGAGUCUUGUCGCACAAGUAGGACAUCAGUCGUUGCUCUCCUAAUAAUCCAUCAUUCUCUCCUUGUCAGAGCACGCCGAGAUCUAUCCCAUUCGCCUGAAGCUGGAUUAUAAGCCGAAGCGCGUAGAUUACGGUCUUCUGCGUGCGGGCAAGACAAUCGAGAUGAUGAAUUUCUUCCACUUUGAUGGAGCAGAGAUGACCCUGCGUCAUGUUACUCUACGAGGUAUCACCGGCUGGCCUCGCUUCUUCGACACGUUGAACGACAUAUGGACGCCCGACGUCAAAGCUAAUCAGUUGGCGGACGUUUUGUCUGGAAUUGCUCCGGUCCGGAGCGUGGUCAAUUUAGGAGCGGGUGUUGCAGAUCUGAUCCUGCUGCCCAUUGAGCAGUAUCAGCGCGAUGGGCGUCUCGCGCGCGGAUUGCAAAAAGGUGCUGCUAGCUUUGCCAAAACGACUGCUCUGGAAGCGCUCAAGCUAGGUUCCAAGCUCGCCACUGGGACGCAGGUCAUUCUCGAGCGAGCAGAACAGAUGCUUGGAGGUUCAACGGCGGAUUCCGAGACGGUAUUCCGAACAACGACAGUGGAUCAAGCAAACGCGGCCCCUGCUGACAGCUUUUUCGAGGAGGGAGAGGACGCGACGGAUGCGCUGUCCAGCUCGGUCAUCACUCUCAGUCCACCAGAAGACAAAUCGGCGCCGAUCAGUCGAUACGCCGAAGCUCCCGAAGAUCUGCGGCAAGCGCUAUCGGAAGCAUACGGUGGUCUCUCGAAAGGCUUUUCUUCUGCAGCGAAGACCAUCCUGGCGAUUCCUAUGGAGGUGCACGAGCGCGAAAGCGGAUCGUCAGGCUCUAGCAAGCCAGUCAUACGAGCCGUUCCGAUUGCUAUUUUGAAAGGAGCAGCUGGCACUUCUGGAGCCCUUGGCAAGACUUUGAUGGGUUUGCAAAGAGAAGUUGAGGGCGAUUUGUAUGUUGCGGAGGAAAAGUACAAAUCGUCGAGCGCGAGGAAGGGAAAGGAGAAAAGGAGAUGA
This is a messenger RNA of Ceraceosorus bombacis, 6471 nucleotides long. The record is from the annotation of a GenBank genome assembly. Lineage: Eukaryota; Fungi; Basidiomycota; Exobasidiomycetes; Ceraceosorales; Ceraceosoraceae.